AUGGCCCACAAGCAGAUCUACUACUCGGACAAGUACUUUGACGACGAUGAGCACUACGAGUACCGGCAUGUCUUGUUACCCAGAGAACUCUCCAAACAAGUACCAAAAACUCAUCUAAUGUCUGAAGAGGAAUGGAGGAGACUUGGGGUCCAACAGAGUCUAGGUUGGGUUCAUUACAUGAUUCAUGAGGCAGAACUGCAUAAUCUUCUCUUUAGAAGACCUCUUCCAAAAGAGCAACAAAAGUGA
Peromyscus californicus insignis is the source of this 246-nucleotide messenger RNA. RefSeq names its product cyclin-dependent kinases regulatory subunit 2-like. The transcript has a single exon. Gene Ontology annotation, biological process: regulation of mitotic cell cycle. Gene Ontology annotation, cellular component: SCF ubiquitin ligase complex; cyclin-dependent protein kinase holoenzyme complex. Gene Ontology annotation, molecular function: histone binding; protein kinase binding; ubiquitin binding. The record is from RefSeq and is a predicted model, not a curated record. Bases 1 to 246 code for a protein of 81 amino acids. Lineage: Eukaryota; Metazoa; Chordata; Mammalia; Rodentia; Cricetidae.